AGCCACUUAAACAGGAAAGAUGCGAAUGUGAUCGAUUCGAAAAAAGUUAAGCGCGGAGUUAACGAUGUAUCGUUUGAUAUUUUGGUCGAUUUAUUUUUGCAGCGCGUAUUGUAGUAACGUAAUCAACGUGGGGAUUAUUUUUGAUAAAGAUCAGGCGCACGAUGAUCCCAACUGGGAUGUUAUUACCCAAAAUAUCAAUCCAGAACUCAAGUUUACUGUUCCAGAAAUUAAAAAUGAUUUACCUUCGGAUGGGUUUGAAGCCACCAAUAUGCUUUGCAAUAUGGUGCAAGAAGAAAAUAGUAUAGCUGCAUUAUUUGGACCGAAGGAUGUAUGGAUGUCUGCAACACUAGAGACUGUAUGUUCUCACUUGAAUUUGCCUUAUAUUUUAAUAAACUGGAGACCGAGAAUUUUUGAAGCACAGGAUGUAACUUUCAACUUAUAUCCUGAAGCAUCCAUCCUGGCUCAGGCGUAUGGUACAAUAGUAAAGUCUCUUGAUUGGGAUACAUUCGUCGUUCUGUAUGAAGAUGAUGAAGGCUUGGUAAGGCUUCAAGACGUUUUAAAACUCCAGGAGCACAAAGACGACGUUUUUAAAAAUACACUUAUGGUUAAUAAAUUGGAUCCCUCUGGAGAUAGCAGAUAUAUUUUAAAGAAAAUUAGAAAUACACCGAUAUCUAGAAUAGUAUUAGACUGUGCCACUGACAAAAUUAUUGAUAUUUUGCAACAAGCCAAAGAAGUUAAGCUAUUAACUGAUUUUACUACCAGUCUCUUUUUGACUUCAUUGGAUGCUCAUACAUUAGAUUUUUCCCCUGUGGGAACAAAAUCAAAUUUGACUACAGUAAGAUUAUUCAAUCCACAAGAAGACAAUUUCCAGAAACAAAUAUUUAAAUACUAUCCUGAGAGUGACCCCAGUCAAAUUACAGUUGAACAUGCCCUGAUGCAUGAUGCCAUGAUACUAUUAGCCCAAUCAUUAAACGUUAUGAACUCAAAGCAAGAAAAUGAGGAGAUAUCUUACGAUCCAAUAUACUGUAAUUCAACUGAAAAAUAUGAAGACAGGUAUGGUCUCGUAGAAGCCAUACAUGAGACUGAACUGAUUAAUGGUCUUACAGGUACAUUUAAAUUAAAGGAUGGAAUAAGGGACAGCUUUAUAUUAGAGGUAAUGGAAGUUGACAAAUUGGAUAGACCUAUAGGGAUAUGGAAUUCGGAAAAUCCAAAAUCGAUAUAUUUGACCAGAAAUGCUACUGAAAGAGAGGCCGAAAUUCAAAACAGAUUACAAAACCACAAGUUUAUUGUUACUUCCAGGAUAGGUCCACCUUAUUUAUUUGUAAAUCCAGAUCCCGAAGCUUCAGGAAACGGGCGUUAUUAUGGUUACUCUAUAGAUUUAAUCGCAGAAAUUGCUAAAAUAUUGAACAUAACAUUUGAGUUUCAAAUAACCCAAGACAAUUUACCAGCAAACUUAGUCAAAGAUUUAAAAGAACGGAGAGCUGACUUAGCCAUAUGCGAUUUCACAAUAACUCCCGAACGAAGAGAAGCUAUUGAUUUUAGCAUGCCUUUUAUGACAUUAGGAAUAGGAAUUUUGCAUAAAAAAGCUGAAGAAGUUGAAGAAGCAAAUAUGUACGGGUUUCUUGGUCCGCUGUCGUCUAAAGUAUGGUUUUACAUAGGCGCUCUCUACCUGUUUAUGUCAUUUCUCCUAGUGUUUAUUGCCAGGAUGUCUGCAGAAGAUUGGGAAAAUCCCCAUCCUUGCGACCAGAAUCCUUCAGAAUUGGAAAACAUAUGGGAUCUCAAAAACUGUUGCUGGUUAACUCUAGGUUCUAUUACUACGCAAGGUUGUGAUAUUUUGCCAAAAGGAUCGUGUACCAGAUUAGCUACCGCUAGUUGGUGGUUUUUCUCCUUAAUCAUUACCAGUUCAUAUACAGCUAAUUUGGCAGCUUUUCUAACUAUGUCCAGAAAGGAUGAUUCUAUUGAUUCGGUGGAAGAAUUAGCUACACAAUCCAAAGUCAAAUACGGCUGCCAAGAAGGUGGCUCAACAGCUACAUUCUUCGAAAAAUCAAAUAACUCAUUAUAUCAACGAAUGUGGAACAAUAUGGCAAUGGACAAAUCAGUAUUUGAAAGUAGUAAUGCCAAAGGAGUUGAGAGGAUCUUGUCAACCAAAAAUGCUUUAUACGCAUUCUUUAUGGAGUCUACUGGAAUUGAGUACGAAUUGGAAAGAAAAUGCGACUUGAGAAGAAUUGGAAAUUUACUGGACUCUAAAUCAUAUGGAAUAGGAAUGCCGAUGAACGCGGAUUAUCGACACUCUAUUAAUUCUGCGGUAUUAAAACUUCAAGAAACGGGAAAACUUAUAGAAUUAAAGGAAAAAUGGUGGAAAAAACAAAGAGAAGGCGAACCAUGUCCAUCGGAAGUCGAAGAAAACACUGACGCCUUGGCUUUAGAAAACGUCGGUGGUGUUUUUGUUGUUUUAGGGGUAUGCUUAGGAUUAGCAUUUAUAAUAGCAAUUUUAGAAUUCCUAUGGAACGUCUACAAUGUUUCGGUGGAAGAACAUUUAAGUUACUUCGAGGCUUUUAAAGUCGAACUGAAGUUUGCCUGUAACAUUUUUAUAACAAAAAAGAGAGUCAAACCACUUCUCUCGGAAUCAUCAUCAUCAAAAUCGGAGGAGGAUUCUAAAACUAACGCAGGGAUCCUUACCGGGGCAGCCUCGUUCUUAAACAUUAAUACCAGUAUUAUUCACAAAAUGGGAAACGGAAAUGUGGAUACCAAAUCGGUCCAUUCAAAAAAAUCUAACUCGAACCGAACGACCAGUUGAUAUUGUUUUAACCUUUAAAAUAAUACGAGUAGUAAUAUGUAAUAAAAUAUGUUUAGACUCUUAGAUAAUUGAGUAGAACAAACCUGAAAAAAAAAUCUAAAAAUUAGAAUAAGAUAAUAAAAAAAUGUACAAAAUAGAAUAGUAAUUUUUUGUAAACACCGCUGCAAUUUUAGUAUUUUUUGUCCAUUAUGCAAAAUUGUAUUAUUAUAUAGUAAACCACCGCUGACAAGUUGGUCUCCGUUGGAUCAACGCCCAGCAGUCUUUACAAAAAAUAACUACUUUUUUCUCUUUCGCCAAGU
Molecule: messenger RNA, 3096 nt
Organism: Sitophilus oryzae (rice weevil)
Lineage: Eukaryota; Metazoa; Arthropoda; Insecta; Coleoptera; Curculionidae
Product: glutamate receptor ionotropic, kainate 2-like
Exons: 16
Coding region: 65-2797 (910 amino acids)
Biological process (GO): modulation of chemical synaptic transmission; synaptic transmission, glutamatergic
Cellular component (GO): plasma membrane; postsynaptic membrane
Molecular function (GO): glutamate-gated receptor activity; transmitter-gated monoatomic ion channel activity involved in regulation of postsynaptic membrane potential
Source: RefSeq, a predicted model, not a curated record